Messenger RNA from Adineta ricciae, 1554 nucleotides. Lineage: Eukaryota; Metazoa; Rotifera; Eurotatoria; Adinetida; Adinetidae. The record is from the annotation of a GenBank genome assembly.
AUGUCUCGUAAUAAUAUAAGUCCACUGAUUAAAGUGCAGGUAGAGAAAUUGGCCGCUGCUGGUGGUGGUAUCACUUCUGGACGUCGAUUAAUCUCUCCAUCAUCACCGAUAAGCAUUCCAACAAAGCCAGUUUGCUCGAAUACAUCAUCACAUAGCUCGUCAUCGUACGUAUCCAUAGGUGAUCAAAUGUCUUCCAUCAGCGAAACAUUUCUGCAGUCGUGUCACGAAACAGAUGACGGAUUAUACACAUCAUUACCUUCGCUUCAAUUGACUAGUCAGCAAUUGGAACAUUCGGCUGCUCGAGAUCGUAUCGCAGUCAAAAACAAACUACGGCAAACGGCUAAACAGAAGUUGGGCACGGUCAAGGAGACUGAUGAUAAUCAAAACGAUUUAUUAUGUUCAGCACCUUUUCAAGAGCAAACUUCAUCUUUACCACCAGCUGAAUCGAUAGUACAAACACAGUUGAUUGUUAAACUUGAUGAGUUGGAUUCGGCGCGCUCGCGUCUUCGUGGACGUUCAGCCGAGAAAAUGUUAUCCACUAACGUAUCAUCUAUCCAACGAUCUGUCAGUUGUAAAUAUCCGAAAGAAGUUAAACUUACCAAUCGAUCGAUAUAUCGAAGGACAAACUAUGAUGAAAGCAUCGACAACGACGAUAAUGCAGAAGAUAAACAGGAGCACGAACAUCAGGACGAAGAACCGCGACCACAUUCACCGCCUGAAGAACAUAUUUAUGAUAAUUUCGAUUUAUUCAAACAAUCACGAUUGCAAUUAUCGAAAGUUUUACCUACCGAUGAAAAUCAAUCAUCAGCGAACAUUCCUAUUCAAACACGAGAACAGUCACCAUUGGCAAGAACACGUUUACGACCACUCACUGUACAUAUACCCUCGAAUAGCGACAGCCGAACGGUCAACGAAUUCGAAAAUGUUUUCAGUCAGCUGAAAAAACAUAAUAUAACGAAAAAAGAAGAGAUUCCAUUUGAGUCACCUGUCUCGCAUGAACCACUAACGAUAACAGUUUCAUCUACAACCAUUAAAGAAGAACCAACGAAACCAGUGCCGAACGAGAAUGAACCGAUCGUGCCACAUUAUGUAUCAACGAUGAAGUUGGCUGAAAAUCCUUCUAGAAUACAGUCGCCAAAUCGAAGGAAAACAGUGGGCGGUGUACAUUUGCCAACAAAUAAUAAAGUUGCAACGACUGAUAAUCAGCCAACAGCCUCUUGGAUUGACAUCGCCAAACAAAAGCAAAGCAAAUUUCAGACAAUAUCCAUUGAAAAACCUUCUCAUGAUGAAUCUGCCGGACAAACGACACCAACCACUGAAUCAAUUCUCAUAUCUCGAAAACAAAUCACUCUCUCAUCAAAUUUAACUACGAGUACAGAAAAUAAGCCCGAAGAUCUUCGAUCAAAUAGAAAAUCAAUGUUCGAACCAGUAGUCAGUCGACAAGCAUCACCUCCUAUAACAGUAUCAAAUGCAUCUGAACGAGAUUCCAUUCGAGCAUUGAAGGCUGAUCGACCAAAUCGAAUCAACAACUUGAUUCAAUUUUUCGACAAAUAA